Molecule: messenger RNA, 1901 nt
Organism: Hevea brasiliensis (rubber tree)
Lineage: Eukaryota; Viridiplantae; Streptophyta; Magnoliopsida; Malpighiales; Euphorbiaceae
Product: protein CfxQ homolog
Exons: 7
Coding region: 140-1585 (481 amino acids)
Molecular function (GO): ATP binding; ATP hydrolysis activity; protein binding
Source: RefSeq, a predicted model, not a curated record
GACAGUGUAAUAUUUUUGACUUGCAAAUAGAAAUAGUGAGCGCCGAGAGGUCCGCCCAUAUUCUCUCUCUCUCUUCUUCCCUCCCCUUCUUGAACUUCUUCUGUGGGAGAGAAGAAGGCACCAGCCUCCAGGAUCAAUCAUGGAGGCUCCUCAUCAGGAUCAACGCUUUAGAUCUUCCAGACCCCUCACCAUUCAUGCCUGCGCCCAGUCUGGAGAUCUUCUUGGCUUUCAGAAGCUGCUGCGGGCCAAUCCUGCUCUUCUCAAUGAAAGAAAUCCUGUUAUGGCACAGACUCCACUGCAUGUUUCUGCUGGUAACAACAGGGCCGAGAUAGUGAAAUUCCUACUUGACUGGGGAGGGGUGGAGAAAGUUGAAUUGGAAGCCAAGAACAUGUAUGGAGAAACUCCGUUACACAUGGCAGCAAAGAAUGGGUGCAAUGAUGCUGCACGAUUACUUCUUGCCCAUGGUGCUUUUGUUGAAGCCAAAGCUAAUAAUGGGAUGACACCGUUACACCUUGCUGUUUGGUACUCAAUCAGAUCAGAAGACUGCUCAACUGUCAAGACAUUGCUUGAGUAUAAUGCUGAUUGCAGUGCUAAGGACAAUGAGGGCAUGGCUCCUAUUAAUCAUGUCUCGCGAGGUCCAGGAAGUGCAAAGUUGCGUGAACUAUUACAAUGGCAUAUGGAAGAGCAGAGAAAGAAAAGAGCACUUGAAGCAUGUGGUGAAACAAAAGCUAAGAUGGAUGAACUUGAAAAUGAAUUAUCUAACAUAGUGGGGUUAAAUAAGCUUAAGGUUCAAUUAAGAAAAUGGGCAAAGGGGAUGCUUUUGGAUGAGAGGCGCAGGGCCCUUGGGCUAAAAGUGGGUGUGAGAAGACCUCCUCAUAUGGCUUUCUUGGGAAAUCCUGGAACAGGUAAGACUAUGGUAGCUCGAAUACUUGGAAGAUUACUUCAUCUUGUGGGAAUCCUACCCACUGAUAGGGUAACAGAAGUUCAACGUACGGAUUUGGUUGGUGAAUUUGUUGGUCAUACUGGACCAAAGACUAGGAGGAAGAUAAAAGAAGCAGAGGGAGGAAUUCUUUUUGUGGACGAAGCAUAUCGGCUAAUACCCAUGCAGAAAGCAGAUGAUAAAGACUAUGGAUUAGAAGCCUUGGAAGAGAUCAUGUCUGUUAUGGACAGUGGAAAAGUUGUUGUCAUAUUUGCUGGGUACAGUGAACCAAUGAAGCGUGUGAUAGCUUCUAAUGAAGGCUUUUGUAGAAGGGUUACAAAGUUUUUCCAUUUUGAUGACUUCACUUCAGAAGAUUUAGCCAAGAUCGCCCAUGUUAAGAUGAAUAAUCAACAAGAGGAAGGUUUGUUAUAUGGAUUUAAUUUACACUCUAAAUGCAAUAUACAUGCCAUUGCAACAGUGAUAGAGAAAGAAACAACAGAAAAGCAACGUAGGGAGAUGAACGGAGGUUUAGUAGAUACAAUGCUGGUUAAUGCUAGAGAGAAUUUGGACUUCAGGCUGGAUUUUGAUUGUAUAGAUGCUGAUGAACUACGUACCAUCACCUUGGAAGAUUUGGAAGCUGGGCUUCGGCUGCUAUCACAAUCAUGAGGAGCAGGAAAUAAUGAGAAGGACAAUUGGUGAUGAUAAUUUUUGGAAAUCAGCUGUUGUAUUUUAUUGUUUCCAGAGGUUUUUCUCUUGUGUGACUGCAAUUGGAUAGUAUUCCCAUUAUUAGAGGGUUUAUGCUCAAUGUUCUUUAUUUGUAUAUACGGCUUCCUGCUAGUUGAAUGUCGAUGGAAAUGGAUGUCCUUUCCAUAAUUUUUUCCCUGCAUUUUGAUUGUUUCAUUUGUGGAUAGCAAGUUAGCAACAUACUUCUUGUAAACUAUGGCUUUGCCACGAUAAGUUUUAUAGCAAUUCCUUAUUAUAA